This is a messenger RNA of Toxorhynchites rutilus septentrionalis, 851 nucleotides long. RefSeq names its product histidine-rich glycoprotein-like. The record is from RefSeq and is a predicted model, not a curated record. Gene Ontology annotation, cellular component: extracellular matrix. Lineage: Eukaryota; Metazoa; Arthropoda; Insecta; Diptera; Culicidae. Bases 112 to 723 code for a protein of 203 amino acids. The transcript is spliced from 3 exons.
CGUUGUUGCUUUACGGGGCACGAUCUAGUGAAGAGUUUCCAGUGUUGACUAAUAGUUUCGAGUGUUCACGGAGAUUUUCAGUGCUAUCGCAAUACACGUGGAAAUAACAACAUGUUGAGAUUUGUGCCCGUGCUCGCCAUCCUCGCUGCGACCGCCAAGGCCGGUCAUGUAGACCCAGUGCAUUUUUCCAUCGUGGCCCAGCAUCCACAUGUUGAACAUGCUCACCAUGCUGUUCCAGAGGUCCACUAUCCAACUUACGUAGCGGCUCACAAUUUGCAUGGUAACCACCAUGGAGCUGAGCUCGCUUACUCCGGACAUAGUGCUUUGUACGGUGGUGAAAACCAUGGCCACUUAUACAACACAGGAUACAAAGGAGAAUACGCCAAGGAUCACCACGAUUACUACGCUUAUCCUAAAUACAGCUUCGAAUAUGGAGUAAAUGAUCAUCACACCGGAGAUCACAAGAAGCAAUGGGAAACCCGCGAUGGUGAUGUUGUCAAGGGUGGAUACAUGUUCAAGGAAGCUGAUGGAACUACUCGUAUCGUAGAAUACACUGCUGAUGAUCACAACGGAUUCAACGCUGUGGUUAAGAAUGUUGGUCAUGCUCAUCAUCCAGAAGUGCACAACAUUCACGGUCAUUCCGGAAACUACGCUGGAGCUUAUGUCAGCGGUGAUUACUACGACAAUGAUGCCUUAAGCCACUCGAAGGUGUGGAAACACUGAUGAUUUUCAAGAUAUUCCUAAAGUCGUGUUUGUUAUUAAAUUUGCGAUAUGUUCUUGUUAGCUCGAUGACACCGAAAAGUGUUGGUCAUAUUGUUUCUUCACUAGAUAUGUAAUGCAGAGAACAAGUA